ACACCGGCUAUGUCCCAGGGGCUGCUGCUGUGGCUGCUGCUGAGCCCAAGUGUGCUGUGGGCCUCCAGGGGCCCCCUCCGGCCACUGUGCCGGCCUGUCAACGCGACCCUGGCCGCGGAGAAUGAGCUCUGCCCAGUCUGCAUCACCUUCACCACCAGCAUCUGUGCCGGCUACUGUCCUAGCAUGGUUCGAGUCCUGCCGGCCGCUUUGCCUCCCGUGCCUCAGCCAGUGUGCACCUACCGGGAGCUGCGCUUCGCGUCUGUCCGCCUCCCUGGCUGCCCACCCGGUGUAGACCCCAUGGUCUCCUUCCCUGUGGCCCUCAGCUGCCGCUGUGGGCCCUGUCGUCUCAGUAGCUCUGACUGUGGGGGUCCCAGGACUCAACCAAUGGCCUGUGACCUCCCCCAGCUCCCAGGCCUCCUCCUCUUCUGAGGUCCACCCCUUAACUCCCCAGUCUCCAGGAGCUAGCAGGUUUUCCAAACGUCCCUCCCAAUAAAGGCUUCAUACAGCUGCACGCCA
Molecule: messenger RNA, 516 nt
Organism: Apodemus sylvaticus (European woodmouse)
Lineage: Eukaryota; Metazoa; Chordata; Mammalia; Rodentia; Muridae
Product: lutropin subunit beta
Exons: 2
Coding region: 10-429 (139 amino acids)
Biological process (GO): G protein-coupled receptor signaling pathway
Cellular component (GO): cytoplasm; extracellular region
Molecular function (GO): hormone activity
Source: RefSeq, a predicted model, not a curated record